AUGUCCGAUGCUGACAUGAGUGGAAUCAAACGGGAGCUGAUCCUGCCCAGCCAGGCCUGGAAGAAGGCAAAGCCAUCGUCUCCUGCGAAGAGUUCGGCAGUCAAGGGGGGGGGGGCGCCCGUGCUCCGCACCCCGGAAAGCAAGUGUGCUUUCACGCCGGUGUUUACACCUACCCCUCCCAAACAACCAGCCAAAGCUUGCCCGCAUGUGGCAGUGAAGACAGAACUUCAACCGCCUGUGGCCGCAUGCCUUGCUGCAAGGCUUCGUGAAGUCUCUGCGCCAAAGCCAUCAGCCAAGAUGGAUCCCGAACGAGCAACCCCAAGCGCAGUGCCUCCUCGGGCCAUGGCACCAUGUGCACCCCCGCCAAAAGCAACCCCCAUUACACCAGUUCAUGUUGCCAGUCAAGCUUUUGGCAAUGUCAAGGCACCGCCUCCCAAGCCACCAGCCUCACUACCCAAAGCACCUUGCAAGAGUGAGGGCUCCACGGCACAGGCAAAGCACACUAUGGUUGAACCAAGCCCAACGGCACCACCUAGCAAGGCAAACCCGGGGCCACAGCCAUCACCAAGCCAGGCAAAGCCAUUGCCUCCAAGUGAGACCUUUCCAGUGGCAACGGUGAAGCACACUGUUGUUCAACCAGGGCCAACGGCACCACCUAGCAAGGCAAACCCAGGGCCACCAGGUGCAGCCACACCAAGCCCAGAGCCAUCACCAAGCAAGGCAACGCCAUUGCCUCCAAGUGAGACCUUUCCAGUGGCAACGGUGAAGCACGCUGUAGCCGAACGACACCCAGAGGCAUCACCGGGCAAGGCAAACCCAGUGCUGCCAGCUGCAGUCACACCAAGCCCAAUGCCACCACCUAGCGAGGCAAACCAAGUGCACCCGAGCCAUAACCUUCCAGCAACUCCUAGGUCUCCAGCAAACAUCAGUACAGUUGAAGCACAGCAGCCACCUCCGAGACCAGUGCUGGCACAGCCAAGUGUCGUCAUCGACUUGGACUUGACUGAUGAUGAAUCACAACAAGUGGCACCCACUCUGCCAGACUUUGAUGAGCACCAGUUCCAAGGAGAAAUUGAAAAGCUUUUGACCAGUGCAACGGCACCUGAACCAGUGCAGAAUGAAGAUCACCAGCAACAUCAGGAGCCGUGUCACCAGGCUGAAUCUGGCAGCCCUCCCUUGAAUGCACCUACCCCACCGCCAGCCAGCAUGGUGUCCGAAGAAGAACUCAAGGCAGAAGCCAUGAUUCGAUCACGGAUCAUGAAGAUGGAUGACAAAGAGUUCAAAAAGGCCAUGAGAGAUGCCCGGGGUAGUCCAUUAUUGGGAAGCUACAUCAAAAACAGCUUGGGCUUGACUGGUGAAGAGCUGAAAGAAUAUGUUUUUGGUGACUAUGAUGACAUGGAAGAACUGGUGGCUUUUUCCUUCUGGUUGCAUCAAGAGGAGCUCAAGACAGCACAGGCUGCUCCCGCUCCUGCACCAAAGGAUCCACAAGCAGCUCCACCGGUUGCAGCCGCUCCUCCAAAGCCUGAGGCUGUGCCAAAGUCCAUCCUUCGUGCACCCAAAGUCAGCUUUAAGGAGCCUGUCAUUGCUAAGGAGCCUGCAAACCCUCACACGGCUUCAAAGACUUCCAAGAAUGUUGGCACCGCCCCACCAGCCAUGAACAUUGUAGCUGCGCCUGUGAUUCCUGAAGACUACAACGAUCGCCAGAAGCACUAUGCCAAAAUGAAGAGGCAAUUGAAUUCAGAUGACCCGGAAGGUGAGUUCGGGAUUCCUGAUGACAUUGUGCAAGCUUGGAAAGCUGCAGUGCAAUCCAAGAGCAAGCAUGCAAAGACUCAUUUGUUCAAUGCUUUUCUCAAGUCUGGAAAGAACUGGGGGUAUGGUGACGGCCUCAAGAUCAAUCUCGCCGAUCCGGGCAAUGCAAACGAUGACAAGCCAAGGAAACACAAGAAGACACUCAGUUGGCGCACACGUGACCAGCUCAUGGCUCUUUACAACGGAAACAAGAACAUCGUGGAGCAAAUCAUAGACAGGAAACUGUCAAUGAAUGAGUACAAGGAACAUCCUGACUGUCCGGACGAUGAUGCAGCCAUCCUCUACUAUGUCAUGGUGGACAUUGAUACAGUCCAUGAGGAUGAGACAGCAGAGAGGAUUGAGGCAUCGAUGGACAUGUCAGCCAACAUGGGCAGUGAGGCGGCCCAGCAGCUUGGAAAUCCUGAUCUCACUGCGCAUCUGUUGCACAACACCUCGACGAUGCCGCGAAUUAUGCAGCUCAAGAGUCGGAAUACGAGCAACUGCCCUGGAAGUUCUUCGGACCUUGUCCCUGAGAGCCCCAUCGCUGCCCUGCAAGCAGUGGAGGCACAGAUUGCUGGUCGCGAUGCACGAGAAGUAGAAGAGUCUGUCGAGAACGCCGAACCCGGGAACCGUGAGACCGAUGACCAGAUGUACAACCAUGCUGCUGGCCGGGAGGAAUGGCAGUGGCUGUCGAUCCUCUACCCCGAUGACCUUGCAGAAGCUAUUUACGCACAGGGCGAAGACAUUUUUCGCAAGUGCAUGUUUGGCGAUGUUGAUGCCAUGUGUUCGAAGGAGCAUUUGUUUGGAUGGAGCGACAAAGGCUACUGCUACAUGUUCUCGUCAUUGCAAGGGGACUUGAAAUGGGUCCACGAGAAGUACGGGCUGCACAAUUUUAGAGCCAAUGCAUGUUGUAGCACAUGCGGUGCCUUGAAGACAGCUGAUGACUUGAGUAUGACCAUUGCAGAUUUCAGGCCAGGAGCUUCUCAUGUUGGAACAGAGCCAAACUUGGAUGAGUUCUAUGCUAUGGACCCUUGCAUCUUUGAGCUUGCCACACGGGACCGUGUACUGCAUGACUGUAUGCACAGUCAACUUUUGGGGACUGGCAAGGUCUGCAACGGCAGUGCAUUGAUAUACCUUGCUGAAUCUGGCUACUGGGGCGCUUUCCCAACUGGCCGCGGAGCAGGGAAAUACGAUGAUUGUUUGGAGACCUGUUUGAGAGCUGCGCACCGAGACUUUAUUUUUUGGAAAAAAGUGCGGAAGAUUCAGACUUCUCAAUCGAGAUUUACGCCAGCUCGUUGUGGGCGUAAAAACCGGCAGCAGUAUCCAGCGCUAAACAACAAGGCGGCAGCUUCAAAGGCUUGCACAAUGUGGUUGGCGGAGAGAACAUGUGAGUUUGCUGCACGGGCCGAUGCCACGGAGCAAGACCAACUUGUAUGCACAACUGUUCACAGCUAUGCCCUGGCCUUGCUCCUCAUGGAUGAGACAGAGCUGUUGAUGAGCGAGGAGCGCGCCACGAGGUUCUACAACCUCAUGAUGAGGCACUUGCAGACUCAUGCACUACUCAACAAGAGAUCCCGACUCUUGGUUGGAAAAGCUGUUGGCCGAAACAUGUGGCUCAUAAUGCCAAAGCACCACCACCUUUUCCAUGCAGCCCAUCGAGUGCUCACUGAGAGAGUGAAUCCUCGAGCCUGGGCACUGUUUGCCGGAGAAGAUUUUGUUGGGCGUGUGGCCCGUAUAGCCCGUGUUUGUCACAGGUUGACGGUCAGCCAGCGGACGUUGCAACGCUAUCUUGCACUGGUCUAUUUGGAGCUGCAGAACUUGAAGUCUUGA
Durusdinium trenchii is the source of this 3618-nucleotide messenger RNA. Lineage: Eukaryota; Dinophyceae; Suessiales; Symbiodiniaceae. The record is from the annotation of a GenBank genome assembly.